GUGGUCUAUACAAAACCCCACCAGUCUGGUAUCCGGUUAUGAAAGCUUAUCCUCCUGGGCCUAGCAUUCUUCGUUCCCCACUUCAAUUCCAAAAAACUUCGUUAAGAGAAAAUAAUAAACGAAAAGUCAAACAUUUGAAAACCAAAGUUUCUAAACCUCAACCGAUCGAAUUUCCCGAGGAUAAAUUACGUAGGCGGUUUUAUAAAGACCACCCUUAUGAAUUAUUAAGACCUCAAGUUUUGAUAGAAAAUGAAUCCCCGAUCGAAGAUGAGAUUUUAUUGGAUAAUAUACACCCUUCUCGAGUGAAUGGCGAAAGUGUAAUUAAAUAUCAGCUUCACCUAAUAUCAAAAGGAGUUGAGGAACACAAGGCCUAUGAACAAGCAUGCAAUAAGUUUUACGCAAUUCGCGCAAAACAGGAAGUUGCAGAACGUGUAGCUGAAGAACAAGCAUUAGCUUUUGGCGCUAAACGUCCUUUGUCGCAAGUAGAAAAGGCAUUGUGGUUAGAACAUGAAAAUAUCAAAAAAUGUCCGCCACAGAUUGUAAACUUAACAUUGAAAACUGGUUAA
Molecule: messenger RNA, 566 nt
Organism: Acaulospora morrowiae
Lineage: Eukaryota; Fungi; Glomeromycota; Glomeromycetes; Diversisporales; Acaulosporaceae
Source: the annotation of a GenBank genome assembly